AUGGCGGACAAAAAGACAAAACUGUGCUCAAAUUGUGGCGAAAAUACUAAGUAUUCCAGCGUAAAUUGUGAGAAACCAGUAUGCAACAGAAGUUUAGAAUGCAGCACACCGGCAGAGGAGCAUUUGCAGACGGAAUUCGAAAGCGUAUCGUAUUGUAGAAAUUGCAAAACACCUGAUGUAGUCGAUCAAACUACUCGGGGAACAUUUAAAGAAACUGGGAGGCACAGCGUUUCACCUGUGAACUCUGUAGAACAGAACAGUUACGAUAGCGACUGGAAGCCUGAUUCUGAUGGAGAUGAUAGUGAUACUGAUGUUGCGAGCAAAAUUCUUAAUUCUGCAGCAAUGCGAAUGAAGAGGAAAAGAGGUAAAAAAUGUCAAUGGGAAUCUGAAGAUCUGGACGAUUUUGUGGACAUUAUAAUUAAUGACGAAAACCAUCAACGGAAGCUGAUUUUUCAAAAUACUAUGGGGGAAGCCAACAAGUCUAAUUAUGAAACCAUCCAGAAGGAAUUGAAGAGACGAGCUGAAAACAGAGGUUCUGUUUUUGAGAAAUCAAUCCCACAGAUGCGAAAUAAAUUUAAGAAACUAGUGAGUGAAUGCAAAAAGGCAAAUAUGGUUUUCAACACAGCUACUGGAAUCAGUAACUACAAAGAUGAAAAAGAUUAUUCAAACUGGUUUGAUAUGUUAUUCCCUUUGAUAAAGUCGCGUGAAAGUUGUCAGCCAGAACAGGCUAUGGAACCAAGUGCUGGUCCAUCAACUUCAGAUAAAGUGAGUGGAAUAAAUGUAUUCGAAUCUGAGAACAAGUUGGUAGAAAAGACAACUGAAGUUCUUGAAAGUGUGAAGUCUCUUGUAGAAAAUCAACAAACCUCUUCGUUUUUGGAAUUCAUGGAAAAGGAGAAUGCACGUGCUCGAGCACAUGAGUUAGAAAUCUUAAAGUUGUUGAUUCCAUCAUCCCAAGCCCAGGUACAAGGUAAUUUUGAUGCACCUGCAUGUUCCCUUUCACAAGCCUGGCAACCGUAUGUUCCUGUAAGCACCCCCCCUCCAGUUGCACUACCAAUUGGCCAUUAUACACCCAGUGGCCAACAACAUUGCAAUACAUUUCCCAUUAAUCCGGUUGGUGCUAACAUUCCUUCCAACAUUCCAUUUGGAUCACCAUCAAAUCCUCAAACUAAAUAUUCCCAGCAAUCUGGUGGACUUGCACAGAAUCACUCAACAGAUUAUUUUGAACUAUGA
Messenger RNA from Paramuricea clavata, 1230 nucleotides. Lineage: Eukaryota; Metazoa; Cnidaria; Anthozoa; Malacalcyonacea; Plexauridae. The record is from the annotation of a GenBank genome assembly.